UGCAAAGCCCGCCACGCUCGAUGCGAUGAGAAGAAACCUAUUUGCGGUAGCUGCGAGCGUCUUGGUAUCCCCUGCGAACCCUCCAAUUUUGUGCCUCCACCAGAAUGGAAUGUCUCUGUCGGUCCAAAUGUUGGUCCUCCACAAACAUCGGAACCGCAACUCCUACCCCUGAGUGAAAUGUCUACACCUUCUACUAUGGAAGCCAGCAAUCUUGCUGCCCCGACUUCCACCUGGGAAAUUUUCAAAGCACAAUUCCCUUCGCUCAAUGUCCCCGAUGAAGAAUCUCCGCCACUCCAGGACCUGUCAGAUCCAAGUCUACUGACACCUGCAUAUACGAUAUCAAGUGGUCCCCUCCCCACACAGGUGAAUCUCACAGACGAGACUGCCUUUCUACUACAGACUUAUUUGCGUACGGUCGCCAGAUGGAUGGACAUUAUGGACUUCCAAAACACGUAUCAACUAAGCAUACCACGACUGACGCUCACGUCCCCACUUCUUUUCAAUUGUAUUUGCGCCUUCACGGCGAAACAGCUUUCACUGGCCAAUUCUCGAAAGAAUUGGUCAUGGGACACCGUGGCUCGCGACUUUUACGGCCAGUCGCUACGUCUGUUGAUUUCAACGCUGACCGGUUCUUCGAGCGAACACGCUUUGACCGCUACAAUCCUACUUUCAAGCUAUGAAAUCCUUGCAGCCUUGGGUUCGGAAUCACAGCGGCGCCACUUACUGGGCGCCACGACAUUGAUAAAAGCCCACGGUAUAACAGCUCAAUCCCAUGGAAUUGAUAGGGCAAACUUCUGGAUCUACAUCCGUCACGAUAUAUGUGUCGCUUUAUCUAUCGAGAAGCCUAUUUUACUACACCCCGAUGAUUGGAAUGUCCGCUGGGAGGUAGGUGAGAUGCGGGAAGAUGUACUAGGUAAUCAGGGCCAAUGGAUUCUAGGCCGUGUCGUUACACUGGUGUAUGGGGAAGAAGGCCGUACAGAGGCGGGUAAAGAGAAGAGAGAGAACUUUCUGGUCGAGCUCGAGGAAUGGCGUUCCCGGCUUCCAGACGCAUUCAUCGGCAUACCGUAUGGCGAACCGGAUGAUGAGGGUCUCCGGAAGAUUUAUUUCACUGUCACAGCAGCUGCUGCCGCGGCAUUUUGGUAUCAUGUGACGCAUAUUUUGCUGUAUGCAGAGCCGGUGCUCCAGGACCCGUCCUAUAUACCACAUAUUCAGGUCGAGGCAAGAAAGAUAGCAAGUAUUGCUGUAUCAGAAUUUCCUGAUUCCCUUCGAGUGUUUUCCACCCAUGGCCUCUAUUAUGGUAUGUUGAUAGUAUUCUUCACGACUCCCACCCACUAAUGGUUGUUGCUAAAUAUCCAAUGCAGCGGCAAAACAUAUCGAUGGCAUAGCACUGAAAGCUCGACUAUGGAACAUCCUUAUUGAUGUGGAGAACCAGCUAGGGUAUCAUACUCGAAGCAUUGUGCAACGUCUGCAGA
This is a messenger RNA of Aaosphaeria arxii CBS 175.79, 1472 nucleotides long. RefSeq lists its product as uncharacterized. Lineage: Eukaryota; Fungi; Ascomycota; Dothideomycetes; Pleosporales. Bases 178 to 1335 code for a protein of 385 amino acids. The transcript has 2 exons. Gene Ontology annotation, cellular component: nucleus. Gene Ontology annotation, molecular function: transcription cis-regulatory region binding; DNA-binding transcription factor activity. Gene Ontology annotation, biological process: positive regulation of transcription by RNA polymerase II. The record is from RefSeq and is a predicted model, not a curated record.